Molecule: messenger RNA, 1587 nt
Organism: Phragmites australis (common reed)
Lineage: Eukaryota; Viridiplantae; Streptophyta; Magnoliopsida; Poales; Poaceae
Product: NAC transcription factor 29-like
Exons: 3
Coding region: 171-1301 (376 amino acids)
Biological process (GO): regulation of DNA-templated transcription
Molecular function (GO): DNA binding
Source: RefSeq, a predicted model, not a curated record
UAUAAAUUCAAGGCCCAGUCCCUGCACCUCAAAAAUUUCAAAUCUCAUGCUUCCCUUCUGAAUAGCACACCACAUAAGCUAAGGUUUAGGAGGCAGUAGCCAUCUUCUUCCAGCCACGCUACCUAACCUAGCUAGCUCACUGUGACAGCAGACACCAGAUCACAUUCACCAUGGCCAGCACCAGUAGACUGCCUGCUCUUCCAGCAGGUUUCCGAUUCCACCCCACAGAUGAGGAGCUCAUCGUUCACUACCUCAUGAACCAGGCUGCCUCCAUACCAUGCCCUGUGCCCAUCGUCGCCGAGGUCAACAUCUACCAGUGCAACCCAUGGGAUCUUCCUGCCAAAGCUCUGUUCGGAGAGAAUGAGUGGUACUUCUUCAGCCCGAGGGACCGCAAGUACCCGAACGGCGCCCGGCCGAAUCGCGCCGCCGGAUCAGGCUACUGGAAGGCCACCGGCACUGACAAGGCCAUCCUGUCGACUCCGACGAGUGAGAACAUUGGAGUCAAGAAGGCCCUUGUGUUCUACAGGGGUAAGCCUCCCAAGGGUGCCAAGACAGAUUGGAUCAUGCACGAGUACCGCCUCACAGGAGCUAACAAGACCACAAAGCGCAGCAGAGGAUCCUCCAUGAGGUUGGAUGACUGGGUGCUGUGCAGAAUCUACAAGAAGAGCAACAACGUUCAGUUCUCUGAUCAGGAGCAGGCGGGCUCAACUGUGGAGGGAGACUACUCCCUAAACAACAGCAUGAAUUCUGCUGUUGCAUCCUCGCCAAAAUCUGAAGCUGUUGCCGACGAUCAGUUCCAUCCGACGACCAUGAGCAUGAGCAAGUCAUGUUCGCUCACCGAUCUCCUCGACACCAUCGACUACUCGGUGCUCUCGCAGCUGCUCCUCGACGGCUCAUCUACUGAUGCCCCAGCUGAGGCUGAGCCACUGCAAAGCCCACUAAUCUAUCCAACAGGAAUACUCGCAUGCCAAGAGCUUAACUACAACAACUACGUGAAUAAUAGACUCAUCAGUAUGACACCACAAGUAGAUGCAUCUUCAUAUUAUAGUACCAACUAUAACGGCAUGAAAAGGAAGAGAAUAAUGACGAUGAAUGGUGCUGGCUCCUUCGAUGAUGGCGGCAAUUUCGUGAAAAAAUUGCAACUGCCAAGUGUUUCAAGGAAUGGCAAUAUUGGCAGCGCAAGCAGCUACCGCACCCAGCAGCUUGUAGGCACCAGUAGCUUUCAGCACAGAAGCCUGCUGAGCCAUCCGUUUCUGAACCAGCAGCAGCUGCUACUGAACAACCACCUCGAGCUGCAGUAGCAAGCCUGUGAAUUGAUGCAACUAAAACUUCGUUGGACAAACAGAUCAGCUGCGGAGUUUUAUCUCUACAGGGGUUUGAACUUCCUGUAUAGACUCACGACAGGUAGACAGGCAGACUGAAGGAGUCUUGUUCUUGCAGGGAACAAAUAAUCGGAAUUUCCCAUAUGGGAUUUAGAAGUUGUUCGUUUUCAUUAUUUUCAUGUAAAAGCAAGAUUGUAAAUUAGGGGUGUACUGCAAACCAUCAUCUUGAGAUCAAUGAAUGUUGACCACGUUUCUUGUUGGUAUC